This is a messenger RNA of Dreissena polymorpha, 615 nucleotides long. Its product is annotated as ctenidin-1-like. The record is from RefSeq and is a predicted model, not a curated record. The transcript has 4 exons. The coding region runs from base 65 to 517 and encodes 150 amino acids. Lineage: Eukaryota; Metazoa; Mollusca; Bivalvia; Myida; Dreissenidae.
UAUAAACCCGGGUCAAACGCAGCGAUCUUGUCGGCAGGCCUAUCGAAGGAGAACUCACUACACCAUGAGAUCCAGCGUUUUAGUUGCCCUGUGUGCCGUCAGCGCCGCGAUGGUCGCCAGUGUCCAUGGAUACUAUGACAUGAACAGUGGUAUGGGUGCCCUGUCGGGUGGCUAUGGUUACGGAACAGCAGGCUACGCUAUAGCCCCUGGUGGCGGUGGUGGCGGUGGAUUCGGAGGAAUCUUUGGGAUACUGAUCUUUUUGUUUGUGUUCAUCAUCAUCAUCAAUGUCCUGUUCGGAGGUGGAAUCGGAGUCGGUGGUGGUGGCGGCGGUGGUGGUGGUGGUGGCAGUAGCUAUGGCGGAAAAAAAGACGGCGGAGGUAAAUAUGGAGGUGGUAAAUAUGGAGGUGGUAAAUAUGGAGGUGGCCACUAUGAUGACUACUACGACGGCUACUACAACGGCGGCUGGUACGACAACUGGUGGGACAACGGCGGCCACUCUCACUGGCAUAGGGGAUAGCUUUCAGAUGAUGACAACGGCUUUCUCGACUGACCCCUCACGACGACCUAUGAUAUGAUAUUGUCAAUAUAUAUAAUAAACAUUAAUUGAGCAUAUAA